Molecule: messenger RNA, 5434 nt
Organism: Bemisia tabaci
Lineage: Eukaryota; Metazoa; Arthropoda; Insecta; Hemiptera; Aleyrodidae
Product: coronin-2B
Molecular function (GO): actin filament binding
Source: RefSeq, a predicted model, not a curated record
CCCCCAUAGCGCCAGUGGUUCGCGGAUUUUCAUGCUGAUAAGUGUGUGUCGGAGGCCUUAUUUCAUUGAUUUUUCACCGUGUUUAUUUCGGUUGUUUACCUGUCGUCUCAUUAUCAUAUCACAGCAUGCAAAUUGAAGAUGCGAUCACAUCAUAUCAGUACGAGAAAGGGAAGUCAAGCGCGGUCAUAGACGUUCGUGCUUGUACCAAGCCUACCGUCAAAUUUUGGUGAAUGCGUGUUGUUAGCUUGUUGAUAGUUAGUUAUCGUUUUGGCAUGACAUUUAUCUUCCUCUAAGUUGUACCCCUUUCGUAGAAGUCGACCGCAGAUAUGACCAACUCUCAGCUAUGGUUCCGCGGGGUUCGGAGCUCCAAGUUCCGGCAUGUGUACGGGCUGCCGGUGAAGCGGGAGAAGUGCUACGACAACGUCCCGAUCACGCGCAACGCCCACGACUCCAACUUCUGCGCCGUCAACCCCAAGUUCGUCGCCAUCGUCACAGAGGUCGCCGGCGGCGGCGCCUUCCUCGUCCUCCCCAUCGAAAAGACUGGAAGGCUUGAUUUUAACUGUGGGAAAGUAACAGGUCACAGAGGACCUGUUCUCGACAUAAAAUGGAACCCUUUCAACGACAAUAUCAUAGCCUCUUGCUCCGAUGAUUGCACCAUCAAGUUGUGGUACAUACCAGACGGAGGUCUCGGCAAUAAUCUCACGGAAUGGCUCAUGGAUCUGCAUGGACACAAAAGAAGAGUCGGUUACAUUGAAUGGCAUCCGACCGCUGAAAAUGUCCUUGUCAGUGCCAGCUUUGACUACCUGAUGAUUAUUUGGGACGUGGGCAAAGGUGCCGCUCUGAACGUGAUAGAUUGUCACACAGACGUAAUCUAUUGUAUGUCUUUCAAUCGUGACGGAAGUCGCAUCGCAACCACAUCCAAAGAUAAAAAACUCAGGAUCAUUGAUCCUCGAACCGGAGUCGUCAUUUCUGAGGGAAUUUGUCACGCUGGAACAAGGUCCAGCAAAGUGGCAUACUUGGGGAGCUCAAGCCGAUUGGUCACAACCGGCUUCUCGCGAUACUCAGAUCGGCAGAUCGCUUGUUGGAACGAGAACAAUCUCAGUCAGCCACUUAUGAUUGAAACAGUUGACUCAUCCUCAGGCAUCCUUUUCCCGUACUUUGACCAGGAUACCAAUGUUUUGUUCCUCGCUGGUAAAGGUGAUGGAAAUAUUCGUUACUAUGAAAUCGUCAACGAAGCACCUUGGAUACAUUUUCUUAGUCAAUAUUUAUCUGGGUCUCCUCAGCGAGGUCUUGGAUUCAUGCCAAAGCGAGGCUGUGAUGUCACCCAAUGCGAAGUGUUCCGGUUCUACAAACUCCACACUGCACGAGGAAUGUGCGAGCCCAUUUCCAUGAUCGUUCCGAGAAAAAGUGACCAAUUCCAAGAUGAUCUUUACCCGGACACAGCAGCUCCGAUUCCAGCAGUUUCAGCAGCUGAUUGGUUCAACGGUGUUAAUCGACCGCCUGUCCUUAUGUCAAUGAAAACAGGUGUCACAGUUCACACCUACAAACCAAAAGUCUUCAAGCCAAAUGAAUCAACGCAAAAAACGGACAGUAAUUACCGAGUGAAGCUUGCAUUUUUAUCGCGAGAAACGAUCCCUGAUUACCGACCGUUAGACGUCGUUAACAAAGUGUCGCAAAAGAAAAGCGAGAUGAGUAAAAACAUGAUAAAUACCAAUAAAAAGAACACCAGUAAAAAUGCCAAAAAUAAGAGCUGCAGUAACGGUAGUAUCAACAGUUUGGGUAAAAAUAAAGUUAACGGGAUCGACGAAACUGACCAAAAAUUAGUCCAAAUUAUUGUGCCCAGCUCUGAUGAAGAAGAGACACAGAUCAUUAAGAGCAAUAAUUGUAAUAAUACGAUGUUACCUGAAAACGAAAAGAAUCACAAAACAACGACUAACCAGACGACAAAAUUCCAGCAAAUUCAGCAAAUGUUUGGAAACAUGGUGAAAGAGGGAAAUGACAAUCUUUCUGAGGAUAUUUUAACGUUGAAAUUGAAUGUUAAAGAUGAAAAUGAGGAGAGUCCAAAGAACGAAUAUCAGUUGCAACGAGCGUACAGUCGGCAAUGUGAGGAACUGAAACUCCUCCGCAAACAGCUGGCGAGUAGAGACCGGCGCAUCCAAGAUCUGGAAGCUUACGUCGCAACUCUUCAAGCGCAAGUUCAGCAGAGGCGUUUGUGAAAUUAACUCCAGCCUCAGGUUUCUUCUGAAGAAGUUCUUGUUUCAUGAGGAGAUCUGCAUCAAAAGUCUGCCACUGAGAAACCUGAUCAAAGCAAGAUUUGUCUGAUUACACCAAAUUCAUCCAUAGCGUAAAUAUUUAGCGACUUUAGAUAUCUGUUUUUUCUCAUCAGAAAGUGAUUUCAUCCCAGAUUCAGAUAAUUAUCCAAGGAUACAAAAUGUUUCAAAGAUCAUUUCCAAUGCCAGGCCCUAUUUUUUGAAAAGUAAAGAUGUUUUAAGGUUUAAUUUAAGGUUCAAAAAAUCAUAUUUGCAAUAUUGUACUUGUAUCAAAGUUUCCAAAACCCAACUUUAACCGUACAUUUUUGUUCUCAUCAAUUUAAAUACAACUUUUUCAUUCCUCAUAAUUGGAAAAAUUUGUUUUCCACCAUUUUUAGAAGGAGGAUAGUGGGUUCAAACAGACAUUUCCUCGUCUUGAAACUCCAAGAAUUUUCUCGUCAAAAAGUCAUUGAAAGCUGUGCAAUCACUUGAUAUUAGUUUUUAAGGUAGAUUUAAGUUUAAAGAGGCUUCGCAGAAAACGUAUUAAAAUGUGCUAAAAAUCAUGUACCCCUUUGCUUGAUGUUCUGGUUUAAAUAUUUUGCUUCAUGCACUUUUGCGAUGUAAUAAUUGCGCAGUAGGGGUUGAUGGAUUAAUAUAAGUUUGUAAUGAGUCUUGUCAAGACCUGAAUCAAAAUUUUAAGUAUACCUAAACGAAAUUGUUCAAGAAGAGAAGGAGCGUAUAAUGAUAUAACCCGGAAGCGGGACGUUCCCAGUUUCUAUAUUUACAAAUUUACCGUGCCUAAUUGGUUUAGCCGAACUUAUCAGAUUUAUUUUUUCUAAAAUUUUAAAAUUUUGGCCAGAGCUUUUUUUGAAGUUUCCUUUAAAUUAUGAAAGAUCGUUAUUUUCAUAGCAUCAUCAUUAGUCACAUAUUUACUUUAAAUUUAGCUCCUUACUGUCUUAAUUUGUUUUAUACAAGCAAAUUUUUUCAAUACCUAAAACAUUAAUUUCAAUUUUUAAAGAUAGCUUUCAUUUUCCCUGUAAAGCAUUUUAUUUUAUGUGUCGUGGGUCAUGCUUCAAGUGCUUAUUUGAUAAUCUCUGUGCCCUUAAACAAUCAAUUUUCUCAAUCACUUUAAACUGGAAUCACUUUUUCACUGUUAAUAUAGCUAACUUCAUCGUUGUACUUAUUUUUUAAAUGAAUGCAUUCCAUUUUAGCAAAUAUCCCUUAAUUUAACAAGCAAUAAAAUGUAUCUGAAAAUCGAACUUAGAUGGUCAAGUGCUUUUAAGAUCUAAAAUUAUUACGCUUUAUUUUUUAUGGCCUCAGAGCAAUUUAAUAAUAUUAAAGCAGUCUAGUUUAUCCUCUAAGAUUUUUUUUUCCAUGUUAAGUGUCUAACUUUUUCACCACAUCGUAGGAAAGCUAAAAUAUUCCAGUAAACUGUCAAAAAUGCUGUUAUAAUCCAAAAAUUCAUAUAAGGCAUGAUUAAAAAUAUGUCUAACCUGUUCAUAGUUCAAAUUCAGUUUAAAAUGAUCCACUUUACAUUGUAGAAUUGCUUUAGUUCAAGCUUCAUUUACAGUUACGUUUCGUUAGUCUGAUCUAACUCUGCGUUUUUUUACUUACGUAUUUUCGUUCUGUCAAAGACAUGCCUUUUAAGCUUCAUACGAUAGAGUUUGUACUUGCAUAGCAAGUAGCUAUUAAUUCAGGGAAAAUUUUGAUCAGAUCUGUCAUUUCUCAAUUUAUUUUGCUUAAAAUAUUUUUCUAAUGCCCAAUUCAAAAGGGAAGCUCUGUCCCUUUGUCAGAGCCUACAGAAAAUAAAUCUACGCACUUUUAGACUGUGACAGAAGAUCUGCCAUCUUGAUUCUUGCAUUUACUUUCAAUGCAAAACUGACGUCAGACAGUCCUCUAUCGUAGUCUAAAGUGCAUACACUUAUUUGACAUAGACUCUAAGUAAAUGAGUUCUAUCUGAUUGUCUCCUCAAUUUUCAUUUUGAGGCCUAAAUAGAUUUGUCGCAGGUGUCUCAAAAUCGUGCGUUGAAUGUUGAUCACUGGAAAUCAGAAAAAAUUAGUGAGAUCUUUCCAACUGCUAAGUUUCCUCAUCUAACAUCAACAGGAGUAUGGUUUUUCGGUUGAUUGAAUUUAGUGAUUGAUGUCAAUCAGUGUGUUUUCAAAACGGCCUUAUCUCCAUGUAAUUUGAACGCAGAAACUUAGCCUGAAAAUAUUUGAAAAGUUUUGGAUGUAAUGGCUAAUUACACGAUUUUGUGGUAUUUGCAACAGAUCCAUCGGUUGAACGCUACUCUCGUCUCUGUAAAUAUGUAGAUACAUAGGUUACGAACCAAAAUUUAUGUUUAAUAUCCAUGUAUAUUUAAAUGGUAUGUAGGUUUGUUAAUUAUGAUCUCAAAUUUUGUGUUGAUAUAUUUUACCUGAGUACCUACUGAGUUCUUCGAAAUGAUGAUUCGUCUACCAUUGAAUUAAGACACUUGGUAGCUUAACCAUACAAUUACUUGGACUUUUUCCUCGGUUUCUUGAUUAUUCCCACAACAAUUGUCUGUAAUUUGGACCAUUAUCGGACUAGAAUUUCAAAGUACAACCAACAUUUUUAAAAUCUAUCAGGAGAAAAAUGUUGUAAUUCUAUAAAAAUUCUGAAGAAAAAACUGUCAGAGAAAAACCUAAUCAGCCCGGCUGCAAUCCAAGCGGUAUCUAUCAUACGUAAAGACCACCACUGUUUGUAUCCUAUCACAAAGAUUGGUCGAAAACAUUUUAUUUUGUCCUGGAAGAGAAAGAGGAGUUAUUUUCUUCCGUGUCUGAUUUUAACAAUUUCCAACCACAAAUGAAUUCCAAUGAUACGGGAAAAAAUUGUUCUAAAAUUUAUAUCUAAUGCUUGUCUUUUGUCUUGUGAUAUUUUUGUUUGUUUUGGUUUCUUUUUCUUCUUAAUAUCUGUAAUUUUAUCUUGUAACUACUGCCACUUUUAGGUUUUAUUGUUCAGCUGAAUCUACGUUGUUUUCUCUUUCAAUCGGAUCCUUAAUAAUCGAAAUCAAUUUUAAUUUCAGAGAGUUUCUCUGAAUAUUAUUUGAAUAGGUACCUUUGACUUUUAUAUAUUGAGUUUUGAAUAAAGUCUACUUAAUAACUGAGUGUAUGUUAAAAUUGUUAAGAGCUUUUUGCUUGAAAGUGAAUAAAUUAUACAUUUUUAUAUAA